Messenger RNA from Pelodiscus sinensis (Chinese soft-shelled turtle), 1262 nucleotides. The record is from RefSeq and is a predicted model, not a curated record. NCBI's taxonomy places the organism in Eukaryota, Metazoa, Chordata, Testudines, Trionychidae.
GCCUCUCUUGUCUUGGUCUCAGGCAUCCCCCUGCUGGGUUUCCUCUUCCUGCUGCCGCUGUCCAUCCCGUGGGCACGGAUCUCGGUGGGCUGGCUGGCUGUGGUGCACUACCUGGCCUGCGUGGUGCCCCAGCUGGGAAGCGUGCUCUACCAUCUCUUCAUGAACCACGAGGGGGGCCCCGCUGUUUACCACACUCUGCUCACCCUCGACAUGUGCGGGGUCUGCAUGGUCAACACCCUGGGUGCCCUGCCCAUCAUCUACUGCACCCUGGCCUGCUCUCCACUUCCCCGCACGGCCUCCCUGCUGGCCUACACGGCGCUGUCCAGCUACGCCAUCUUCUGUGCGGUGACGGCCCACUCCAACGUGCGGCGGCUCUGCUCCUUUGCCUGGCAGGCCCUCUUCCGCUUCUUCUUCUUCUACCUGCGCUGGGCAGGCCUGGGCACGGGCCACCCCUCCUCGCUGCGCUCGUACCUCAUCAUGGAUGGCCUGGCGCUUCUGGGGGGCGUCAUCAACAUCUCCCGCGUGCCUGAACGCUGGCAGCCCGGCCGCUUCGACUACUGGUUCAACAGCCACCAGAUCAUGCACGUGCUGGUGGUGGUCAGCAUCCUCUACCUCCACUGGGGGGUGGUGGCCGACCUGCUGUGGGUCACCAACUACGCCUGCCCCCAGGACUGACCAGACCCGCCAGCCAGUGAGGAUGGUGUGACCUUGUAGCUGCAUCCCUCCAGGUCAUUCCAUGAUUGAUUCCCAUUGGCCCGGGGAGGAGGGGUCAGGAUGGCCAACAAUAGACUCCCAUUUGCUGAGGCAUCUUCUGGAUCCACUCCUGUUUGCUCCAAGGUGUCUUCUGGAUGGCUAGCGAUGGAGUCUCAUUGGCCAAGGUGUCUUCUGGAUCCACUCCUGUUGGCCAACAAUGGAUUCCCAUUGGCCAAGGCACCCUCUACACUCCUUUUGGCCAGGGGUCUUCUGGAUGGCCUGCAAUGGAUUUCUAACGGUUCUGGCGACUUCUGGAUCACCAGAGCAGGAGUCCCAUGGGCUGAGAGUAAUUCUGGACCACCAGGGAUGGAACCUAUAGGCUGCGAUCCACUGGAGCCUUCUGGAUCACCAGCAAUGUUUGCCCAUAGGGACUGGGGGCAGAAUGGGGGCACUGUUUUGGUGAGAGAGGGAGUGGAGCAGCCCCUCUGCCCUUUAGACCAUUUAUCCAGGUAUCCUACAGACGUUGACACCAUGCAAUACUUUCUACUUUUUAAAGGGCUGAUGAGGUA